Messenger RNA from Uloborus diversus, 2025 nucleotides. Its product is annotated as dynein axonemal intermediate chain 3-like. The record is from RefSeq and is a predicted model, not a curated record. Bases 23 to 1816 code for a protein of 597 amino acids. Gene Ontology annotation, cellular component: inner dynein arm. NCBI's taxonomy places the organism in Eukaryota, Metazoa, Arthropoda, Arachnida, Araneae, Uloboridae. Gene Ontology annotation, molecular function: dynein heavy chain binding; dynein light chain binding. The transcript is spliced from 16 exons. Gene Ontology annotation, biological process: cilium movement involved in cell motility; inner dynein arm assembly.
UCGCUCCACAGAUAAACCAGGAAUGUAUCUUGAAAUUUUACCAAAGCAACUCUUCCAAGAAGAAGAAAAAAGUGAUUUGAAAGAUUUACCCCAACCGAUUGAGCGUUUGUUGAUGGAGCACGGGACUCAUGGAAAUUCUAUUAUUAAAUACAAAAGCAAUAAAGCACAGACCAUUCGAAAAAAAUGUGUCAAUGCUUGGAAUCAACAAGAAGCAAGAUGGUGCUCUGAGGAAGAGGUGGAAAAAGUAUAUGCUGAUCAUGCAUUUGGCAACUUUUUAAAAAUUGCUGAAAGAAGGAUGAUAAGUUCAUUGAUUCACAAUGAUGCAGCUAAUUUCUUUUUGAAAGACGUUUCAACAUUGUAUAAAAAUGUUACUGAACCAAAGAUAAACAGAAGUUUGCAUGUAAUUAUAUUACUGAAACAUUUUGAUGAUGUUAUUGUUCACAAGUUUAAUCCAACUACACCUAAUUUAGUUGUCGGAGGUAGUUUGUCUGGACACUUAGUGUUGUGGCAAGUGAACUCUGAUUGCCUAUCUCAAGCUGCACAAUGUAUUGGUAAUGGUGAAAGUUUACAUAGUAAUGAUGAUUCAAAGCCUCCUGAAAUUUACUGUAGUGCUGUUUCAAAGUUGGAACAUAUUCAUUUUCAUGGCGUAUCAGACAUAAAAUGGAUACCUGCACAUUUUGAGGUUCUCCCUAAAGGCGAUAUUUAUUCAAAAACUUCUGAUGUGUCUCAUCAAAUAAUUUCUUGUGGCCUAGAUGGAACUUUAAAAUUUUGGGAUGUGCAAUAUAGUCUUCAAUCUAAGCCUGGAUCAUCACUUCCUAAAGAUUAUCAUCAUUUAAAUGAGACUUGGGAACCUUUUCAUUCACUGCCUAUGCAAACUUUCAAAUUACCCUUAUCAAUAACAUGCUUUGAUUUGCAAGAAAUUACACCAUGCUCAACAGCUCAUAGAACGUUGCAACUAGAAAAAGUUUCUGAAAGCAAUGAAUCUUCCACGAAGAUUUCUACUAAAUUUUAUGCUGGAUGUGAUAAUGGGGAAGUAUUUUGUGGUGAUUUCAAAUUACAGAAGGAUGAGAAAGGAAAAUUUAUAAAACCUGAAAUAAAAAUGUACUCUUCACCUCACAGUAGUCCUGUAACUGCCAUAGCUACUUCUCCUUUUCUGCCAAAUGUCUUUUUAAGCACAGGAUCACAAUUUGUGGCAAUUUGGGAGUACAAUAUCAAAACUAGGCCCAUCUUGGUCAGGAAGAUACCUCAGUACAUCUCUUGUGCAGAAUGGUUGUGUUUACGUCCUGCAGUUUUUAUUUUAGGAUUAGAGGAUGGAUCCAUUGAAGUUUGGGAUUUAUUACAAAGCUUGUAUGAACCAAUUCUUGUACAGUUCGUUUCUGCAUCAGCAAUAAGAUCGCUGUCUUCAUCUCACUUUAAAGGAUCACCCACUGAAGAACUUAUAUUAGCUGUUGGUGAUUCACAAGGAACUAUCUACAGCUUAGCCCUGCCUGAUAAUUUAACAGUCUUUGCUCCUAAUGAAUUGAAUCGGAUGGAAGAGCUUGUAAAUUUACAAGUUAUUCAAAUACACAAAGAAAUGAAAAGUGCAAAAGACAGUGAGGUAAAACAAAUGAAUGAUACUCCAAAGAAACAACCAGUUACUAAAAGUGAGGCUGUUAAAGAUGAGAUUGAAUCGAGUACAACAGAAGUUAUUUUGGAGGAGGACCACAUAUUACAAGCUUAUGCAAAUUUUGUGGAAUUGCAACAAACACAAAUUAGAAAUCUUGGUUUUGAUUCAGAAGAAACUUUUAGGGAAACUGAAUAUGAAACAAAUGAUUAAAAACUUCACAUCAAGAAAGCCGCUUCAUUCAAAAAUCUGCUGUCCAAAUGUAUCCAAAUUCAAAAGAAAUUCCUCAAUACAUUUCAUGACACAGCAUUAGAUACUUUUAUGAUCACUUCUAAAUCCUCCUUUCAUUGAAAGAAAAGAAAGUGAAUAAAUUUGAUGUAUUCAGAUUGUCUCAGUCAAGUAUUGAUUUCUUUGAUUAAACC